AUGGAUAUUACACUCCAUGCAUGUUAUGUAUGUCAAACUAACAGAAUUCUUAUUCUUAUUCCUUUCACAGGACUGUUGCCUAAACCCAACAUUACUGUCAAUCCAGAGGUUGUGGGGCAAGGACACAAUGUUACUUUACGAUGUGAGAUUCCAGAUAGAGAAUAUACAGUUUUUUCAUGGUAUAAGGACAACCAGAGUAUUAACUGUAGUGCUGGCUUUAGAUGCAGUGAGGACAGCCCAGACUUACACAUAUCAUUCGCAGAAGAAAAUGAUGAAGGGAAUUACAGCUGCUCUGUGACAAACCCAGUGAGCAAUAAUACAAGUGAUGCAGUGGAACUUAAGGUGUAUGCACUGUUAUCUAAACCCAAUUUUACUGUCAAUCCAGAGGUUGUGGAACAAGGACACAAUGUUACUUUACGAUGUGAGAUUGCAGAUAGAGAAGAUACUGUUUAUUCAUGGCAUAAGAACAACCAGGGUAUUAACUGUAGUGCUGGAAUUCGAUGCAGUGAGGACAGCCCAGACUUACAUAUACCACUCGCAGAAGUAAAUGAUGAAGGGAAUUACAGCUGCUCUGUGAAAAACCCAGUGAGCAAUAAUACAAGUGAUACAGUGGAACUUAAGGUGUAUGUUCGUGUAUCUAAGCCCAUAGUCACAGUCACACCUGAAGUAGUAAAGGAAGGAGACAAUGUUACCUUGAACUGCAACACAACAGCAGGGAAUCAUCUGACUUACACCUGGUACAUAAACAGCAGUGAACCUAAGUGUGGUGACCACUAUGAGUGCAGCAAUGAAAGCUCAGAGCUCAUCAUAAAAGCUGCAAAGCCUGCAGAUGCAGGGAACUAUAGCUGCACUGCACAGAAUCGACUUAAUAAUGAGACUAGUGAUUUUACCAGUAUGACAGUUUAUUAUGGCCCUACAUCUCUGACUCUGCAUAUACCUGCUGAUACUUGUCCUAAUGACUGGAUAGACUGGUUCAAGGUUCCAGAAGCAGUAUGUGUACAUGAAAACUCAAGUCUGAAAAUGUCGUGUGAAGCUCAGUCACUACCUCAAAGUAAUUACAGCUGGUCUUUCAGUAAUGCCACAUAUACUGGUGUCCUUAUUGAAGCAAGUGAAGUAGAGAUGUAUAACUUUAACAAGGAAAAUGAUGGAAACUACACUUGUACAGCAAGCAAUGAUGUUACUGGAAGGGACAGCAGCCAGUCAAGAUAUUUAAUCACAUAUCGUAAGUACCAUAAUUUGGGCUUCUGA
Molecule: messenger RNA, 1248 nt
Organism: Protopterus annectens (West African lungfish)
Lineage: Eukaryota; Metazoa; Chordata; Ceratodontiformes; Protopteridae
Product: carcinoembryonic antigen-related cell adhesion molecule 5-like
Exons: 4
Coding region: 1-1248 (415 amino acids)
Source: RefSeq, a predicted model, not a curated record